Molecule: messenger RNA, 1320 nt
Organism: Daphnia pulicaria
Lineage: Eukaryota; Metazoa; Arthropoda; Branchiopoda; Diplostraca; Daphniidae
Exons: 6
Coding region: 216-1157 (313 amino acids)
Source: RefSeq, a predicted model, not a curated record
CAGGCCAGCUUCGCUCAUUAUUCCAACGAUAGUACGUUCAAGCAGACGUCUAUUUUGAUCUGCCAGUUCGUCAACUGCUCACUCCUACUUUCGUUACUUUUCGUCCGGUUCAUUUUCGAACAAAUUCAUUUAUUUACAGUGUUCUUGCACUUAAAUGAAUCCUACAGUACCAGAUUUUACUUGCUGUGAAGUCUUUCUGCCAUCUCAAACAAAUCAUGGGCAAAUUUUUCUGCCUUGUUGCGUUUCUUUCCCUGUCGAUGAUGUCGGGUUCUUCGGCGACCCCGUGUAACAAUGACUCGGAUUGCGGAAAUGAAUAUUACUGCUUAAGCGACAUUUGUGAAGAAUGUAUUCCUUGCAGUGUAAUAUUCAAUCGAAAACCACCGUCAAACAACGAAACCAUUUGCGCUAAAACCGAAAAAGAUUGCGGAAAUUGCCUUCCUGGAUAUCUGGCUGACGAAUUGACAAAUGAGCGAAAUUUUAGUACCAAAUGCUAUGCACCCGAAAAACUCGAUUCGUCAAACCCACCCGCAACAGAAUUUGAAUUAAAAUUGGGCAUUUUCAUUGCUUCUGCGUUGGUAGCUUUCGUUGCCGCUAUGGCACUCUUCAUUGUCUAUAAAAAAAUCCGACGAUGGAAAUCGCAUAGUCCUACUGUGGAUGACGUCGAAAUGAUGGAGGUUGGUAAACGGCCGCAACCUUCGGCACCUCAUCCGGAUUUCAACGUAGAAGAGCCCAUCGAAAGCAAUGAAGAAAUGAGGAGACUAUUAACCACCAACCCGAUGUCGACUUUCCAAGUAGACCGACCUUGUGGUGCCUCACCUAUUGGCCCGCAUCACGAAUAUUAUCCGCCAGUAGUCGAAGCGACCAUACACGACGAAAUACGAAAUACGAAUGCAGCACCAGCAAUGGAAAUGCCACCGCGUCUGUUUCUUCAGAAUAACUCGGGUUAUAACACAGUUCGACCACUAGUACUUCGUUCAGUCAGUGACUCUGGCCAUUCCCACAUUAGACUGUCGGAUUACCGUCCAACUAUUAUUCGAUCGAUCAACUCUCCAGACCGAGAAUGUGGAAUACCAAGUACGGUUCAAAAUCAUUCCCAAUUACAACCAACAGAAAACUUUCUAGAAGUAGGAGCUGCAUUGACAAUAAAACGCAAAUAAAAAUCGUUCAAGAAAAUGGACUCGACGCAAUUAAAAAUUUUUAUAAUCUGGUAAAGAUGUUAAUAGGGUUUCAUAGAAUAACAAAACUUUAAUUGCAAUUAUACCACCUAUGUAUGUAUAAUGUACGUGUAUGAAAUGUAAAAUAUAAUAAUAAAGUUGGCAC